Trichoderma gamsii is the source of this 534-nucleotide messenger RNA. RefSeq lists its product as hypothetical. The coding region runs from base 1 to 534 and encodes 177 amino acids. NCBI's taxonomy places the organism in Eukaryota, Fungi, Ascomycota, Sordariomycetes, Hypocreales, Hypocreaceae. The record is from RefSeq and is a predicted model, not a curated record. Gene Ontology annotation, molecular function: DNA binding. Gene Ontology annotation, cellular component: nucleus; chromatin. The transcript has 2 exons. Gene Ontology annotation, biological process: regulation of DNA-templated transcription.
AUGGCGCGCACCAAGGAGGACGCCAAGGCGGCGAACAACGCAUCCACAGACAUCACCCACCAGGCCACCCAAGAUGCUGGCGUGAAGAAGACCCCUGGUCGCGGUCGCGGCCGGCCCAAGGGCACAACCGCGAAAUCCCCCGCAAAGCCGUAUGUGCCCACCGGCAAGCCGCGAGGAAGGCCCAAGGGCAGCGUCAAGAAGGGAGGACAGGCAAAGGCAAAGGCGGCCAAGAAGGUGCUGCCGCCAUUGGCGCCGGGCGAGAAGCGUCGGGGCAGGCCGCGCAAGUCGGACGUUGCGCAGACUCAGGAGGACGACGACCAGGCAGCGACCGCAGAGUCCGAGGCCAAUGUUGAGGCUGAGGCCGAGGACGACGCUGCCAGUAAUCAGCCAGGCAUCGGUGACGUGGCAAGUGAUGCGCGCACCGGGGCCAGAUCGGCCUCCACGCCGCAGCAGUCUCCCGAAUACGAGGUCGGUCCUUCAUCAUCAUUCACAUCACCGGCGUGGUUCUCACGUUUCAAGAACAUGAUUGGCUGA